AUGAAAGAUCCCUUAAAGCUGAUGUACGAUGUGUUGAAUUAUUAUCCAAUGUCUUCUAUUCUCGUGUUCGAUUUAUUACUGUCGCCCAAAAAUGAUGAAAGCCUUACUGAGCUCCUAUCUGGUUUUUUGGUUUCUGGCACUGACACUGUUCUGUUGGGUGACUUCAAUAUCGAAGUAGAUUGGCUGAAUUGUGUUUCGUUUAAUUUAGGUUCGAUGCAGUUUUUCAAAUUCUUCUGUGACUAUGGUCUAAAGCAAGUCGUGACUCAGCCAACCCUUGGUGGUCGUAUACUUGGCCUUACUCUGACGAGCUCUCCAGCCGUUUUGAAUGUCAGGACGCUUCCUCCCUUCGCUAUGAUCACUGUGUUGUGA
This is a messenger RNA of Haemonchus placei, 369 nucleotides long. The record is from the annotation of a GenBank genome assembly. Lineage: Eukaryota; Metazoa; Nematoda; Chromadorea; Rhabditida; Trichostrongylidae.